UAAGUUCCAAAACCAACAAAAAGUAGGAGAAAGUUAGAGGCACUAGUAAACAAAAAAAGAAAAAAGAUGUCUAAAAUAGUCAGUGUAGCAAUUUUAGCCAUUGCAUUUGCUUCACUUCUAAACACCACUACGGCCAAGACCCUUGUUGUUGGAGAUGGCUUAGGAUGGCUGGUGCCUCCAGGAGGCGACCUCGCUUAUGCUACUUGGGCUGCCAUUAAUACCUUCACCGUCGGUGACGUUCUCGUGUUCAAUUUCACAACUGGACAGCAAGACGUAGCAAGGGUGACAAAAGAAGCAUACCUGUUCUGCAAUUCAACAAAUCCCAUCGCCCUUAAAACAACUGGUCCUGCAAAUUUUACCUUAGAUACUACUGGUGCAUACUUCUUUAUCUCUACAAUGGACAAACAUUGCCCAUUAGGCCAGAGAUUAGCCAUAUAUGUAACUGCUCCUGGACCCUAUCCCAGUCCUGGUCCUCACACGGCUCCUUCACCGGUCCCGAAUAGAGCCCCAGUGACCUACACCGUUGGAGAUGGAAUGGGUUGGAUUGUCCCUCCUGGUGGUGCCCUUGCUUAUAUGACUUGGGCCUAUAACAAGACUUUUAUAGUUGGAGACGUUCUAGUUUUCAACUUCGUGGAUGGACUACAAGAUGUUGCUCUAGUGACAAAAGAAGCCUAUGAGACAUGCAACACCAAUAGCACCAUCCAAGUCUGGUCGACAAGCCCCGCAAAUAUCUUACUCAAUGCCACCGGUGAUUAUUUCUUCACUUCCACCUACCCAAACCGCUGCAUCUUGGGUCAACAGCUUGCCAUCAGAGUGGUAGCCAGCACUGGUACCGGCGGCGUACUGGCUCCGCCUUCUGGCAUCGUCAAUCCACCUACAAGCAGCAGUAGCAUAAGCAGUCUUGUCACAGAGGGUCCUGCAGCUCCCCCAGUUAGCUCGGCUCCAUCUCCUGCUGUUGCUGGAUUCUUCAUUACCCUUGUGUCCAUUUCCAUGGCUUUGUUCUUGAAAAAGAACAGGGGCGACCUGACCAUAAACAACACAAUAUCAUCAAUGGCAAGAACAUCAAGUAUGGCAUUUCUUGCUGCAAUUAUUGUAGCUGGUUUUGUUCAGAGCUCGAUCGCACAGACAACAACCCAUGUGGUGGGUGGUGCUGUGGGCUGGACCAUUCCUCCCGGUGGCGCUACAGUUUAUUCCACAUGGGCUGCGAACCAAACAUUUGCCGCUGGUGACGUUCUUGUGUUUAACUUUGCAAACAACAUACAUGAUGUGGCUAAGGUUUCAAAGGCUGAUUACGAUGCUUGUGCAUCAGCCAACCCUAUUUCACUGGCAAUCACUAGUCCAGCAAGAAUCACUAUCAAUGCUUCCGGCGAACACUACUUUAUCUGCAAUUUUACUGGUCACUGCAGUGCUGGUCAGAAGUUGAUGAUCAAUGUUAGUGCUGCAACAACUCCAGCUCCAGCCCCACAACCAUCAUCUCCUUCACCUCCACCUCAGUCCACCACUACACCUGUUCCGGCCCCAUCCCCUACUCCUGUUUCAGCACCCUCUUCCACUCCAGUUUCUGCACCAACGCCAUCUUCCACUGCCACUCCACCAACCACCACGGCAACUCCACCUACCACCUCCACCACUCCUCCAUCCCCAACCACCCCUUCUUCCCCAUCUCCUGCAGGUGCCAAUGCCCCACCUCCAUCCGACAGCUCUGCUAAAUCACUUGGUGUUGCUGGUCUCUCUGCUACUUUCUUGUCAAUUGUUGUAGCUUUCUUGUACUAUAUGUGAUCAAGAAUUGACUAAUUAAAUUAGUAUUAGUGCGGGUCUGUGUGUGUGUGUGUUAUUCAUUCCGAUUUGUAAUAUUGUCAUACAGAUUGAGUUUUUCACAUUCAAUAAAGCUGUUUUUCACAUUUCAGCUAA
Molecule: messenger RNA, 1911 nt
Organism: Ricinus communis (castor bean)
Lineage: Eukaryota; Viridiplantae; Streptophyta; Magnoliopsida; Malpighiales; Euphorbiaceae
Product: mucin-5AC
Exons: 5
Coding region: 67-1779 (570 amino acids)
Cellular component (GO): plasma membrane
Molecular function (GO): electron transfer activity
Source: RefSeq, a predicted model, not a curated record